UACUCAGUUUUGGUUGCUUCUUCUUGCUGAAUUUCGAAAUUUCAAUGUACACUCCUUGUUGCAAGAUUUGAGGGCAUUUUUUGUUUGUUGUGUUGCUCUUGUUGUGUACUAUCUAUAGUGAAAGUUGAUUUGUCAAUUGUAUCUCUAUGCCUCGGUUGUGUGAAUCAUUGAAGCACCAAGCAUUGGUGCAGCUUAGGAGUGGUGUUUCUACAAGAAAAGUUGCAGACUUACUUGGAAUGAGUCAGUCUUCAGUAGCUCAUCUGAGGUGGGAGAUUAGUGGUGAAAUAGAAAAGCAAAGAGGAGGACGUCCAAAGGUUUUAGGAGAGCAAGAGAAGCGACUUGCUGUGCACCUUGUCACUGCUGGUUGUCUCAAAACGGCAAGUGCAGCUGCAAAACAACUUCGAGAAAAAACAGAUGGUAGGUCUUGGUGUUGGUUGAGAGAAGGAGAACGAUCUGGACCUAAACAUGUUAGUCAAACUGUCAAACAUGGUGGUGGUUCAAUUAUAAUUUGGGAUUGUAUGACUGCUUUUGGACCGGUUUUGGCUCUCUUCACAGCCAUUUCAGCUCCUUCGAUGGCCAGCUCAAUCUCCAGAUUUGAAUCUAAUGGAACAUUUUUGGGCUCUUCUCAAACAGCGUUUAAGCCAAGUCACUCCAAGGCCAAGAGGUGUUCAAGAAUUGUGGGAGAAUGUUUGUAG
This is a messenger RNA of Physcomitrium patens, 695 nucleotides long. The record is from RefSeq and is a predicted model, not a curated record. NCBI's taxonomy places the organism in Eukaryota, Viridiplantae, Streptophyta, Bryopsida, Funariales, Funariaceae.